GCCACGGCAGUGACGGUGACCAUCGGGGACGGGCAGAGCCUGGACGUCAGCACCUUCAGGAAGCUGGAUGGGAUGUGCUGGGAGAUGAAGCAGCGCUACCUCCCUGCCCAGGUGCACGGACGCUUCCUCCUGAAGGGUCAUGGCCAUGGCAGCAAGGUGGACGUGGCAGUGGGGGAGACAGACCACAGCAGCUACACCAUCCUCUAUUACCAGAAGGGCCAGAGCAUCUCGGUCAAACUCUAUGGACGGAGCAGCCGGGUCAGCGAUGCUGUCAUAGACAAGUUUGAGCAGCGUUUGAGGGCUGUGGGCCUGAGUGAAGAUGUGACCUACUACUUCCCUACAUACGGGUUCUGUGACACUGCAGAUAUAUUUCACAUCCUUGAUG
This is a messenger RNA of Nestor notabilis (Kea), 385 nucleotides long. RefSeq names its product complement component 8, gamma polypeptide (gene C8G). Gene Ontology annotation, cellular component: membrane attack complex. The transcript has 5 exons. Gene Ontology annotation, biological process: complement activation. The annotation marks the transcript as partial. The record is from RefSeq and is a predicted model, not a curated record. NCBI's taxonomy places the organism in Eukaryota, Metazoa, Chordata, Aves, Psittaciformes, Psittacidae.